CCGCGCAGAAAGCAGAGCGCCAGCCCAGCCAAAGCGGUAAAGCUUUGCACAGCAGGAAAAGAUCCCUGUGAAGAGAGAGAGCGGAGAGAGGCCUUUUCCAGUUUUUACUCACCUGCACCAUCUCUUCACACUGCAAUCUCCUCUCCCUCUGCCAUCGCCUUUCCGGUGCAAAAGAUUUCGCCCUCGGGAAGCGAGGCGCGCAUUUUCCUCCGUGGCCGGCGUGGCAACGGAAAAGCCCCAACUCCAAUCCCAUGGCUGGCGGAAAGCGGCGGCGGCAGCGAGAAAAGAGCGCGAAAGCCGCCAUGGCGACAGGGUGGCCGCAGCUCCGCCUCCUUUGCGCGUAGGACUGCAGAUUCCUUCGAUCUUGGUACUGGUACUAGUACUACUACUACUAGUCGCCUCCUGCUAGCAGCAAGCAAAGAGAGAAAACCAGGAAGCAUCCCCCGGCAUUCCCCUGCCCGCGCCUUUUCUUUAGCGGUUGUUGCUUUCUUCUUUGGGCGCCUGGGUUUUGGCCUCCUCCGCACGCAAAAGAACCGCCCGUCUUCUUCCUCCCCGGCGUGUCCUCGACGGCUCGUUCUUCGCCGGCCUCUUCUUGGACCCGUUUCUUGUUCCGCUUUUGAGUGGAGUCGCAGCGGAGCGGAGUGAAUCAGUGAGGUGGUGAAGGGUUGGCUUUCUUGGGACGCGAGAGAGGGGGAAGAGGAGGAGGAUGGCCGGAGGAGGGGCAGCGCCGCCGCCGAAGCAGGAGGAGCUGCAGCCGCACCCGGUGAAGGACCAGCUGCCCAGCGUGUUCUUCUGCAUCACCAGCCCGCCGCCAUGGCCUGAGGCCAUCAUACUUGGAUUCCAGCACUACAUUGUGAUGCUGGGCACAUCUGUCAUCAUACCAAGUGCUCUUGUUCCCCAGAUGGGAGGAGGAAAUGAGGAGAAGGCUCGGGUGAUCCAGACUCUGCUGUUCGUCGCCGGCAUCAACACCUUGUGCCAGUCAUUCUUUGGGACUCGUCUCCCUGCAGUGAUGGGUGGAUCUUACACCGUCGUUGCGCCGACCAUUUCCAUCAUCAUGGCCGGCCGCUACAGCAACGAAACAGACCCUCAUCAGAAAUUCCUGCGGACUAUGCGAGGAACGCAAGGUGCUCUCAUCAUCGCAUCGACAAUUCAGAUCAUACUUGGUUUCAGUGGCCUCUGGCGCAAUGUUGUUAGAUUUCUAAGUCCAUUGUCUGCUGUUCCUCUGAUCUCGCUAGCUGGAUUUGGGCUCUAUGAGCUUGGUUUUCCAGGGGUUGCCAAGUGUGUGGAAAUUGGGCUCCCAGAAAUCAUUCUAAUGCUCAUAUUUUCUCAGUAUUUACCUCAUGCUAUUCAUGUGGCAAAGCCUGUGUUUGACCGAUUUUCUGUAAUCUUCACCAUUGCUAUUGUAUGGCUGUAUGCAUACAUUCUUACUGCCAGUGGUGCGUACAAGAAUGCCCGAACAAAGACACAAGUGCAUUGCCGUGUUGACCGCUCUGGACUUAUAAGUGGAGCACCUUGGAUUAAUGUCCCGUACCCUUUCCAAUGGGGAGCUCCAACAUUUGAUGCUGGUGAAUGUUUUGCGAUGAUGAUGGCCUCAUUCAUUGCUCUUGUGGAGUCAACUGGGACCUUCAUCGCGGUGUCAAGAUACGCAAGUGCGACUAUGAUACCUCCCUCUGUUCUUGGUCGUGGCAUUGGUUGGCAGGGCAUUGGUACUUUACUGGGUGCAUUUUUUGGGACAGCUAAUGGAACUGCUGUGUCAGUUGAAAAUGCUGGUUUACUUGCCCUGACACAUGUUGGCAGCCGGAGAGUAGUCCAAAUAUCUGCAGGAUUCAUGAUUUUCUUCUCUAUUCUUGGGAAAUUCGGAGCCAUUUUUGCGUCCAUCCCACUGCCAAUAUUUGCUGCCCUGUAUUGCAUAUUCUUCGCAUAUAUCGGCGCCUGUGGUCUCAGCUUCCUUCAGUUCUGCAACCUGAACAGCUUCAGGACCAAGUUCAUCUUGGGGUUCUCCUUGUUCAUGGGCUUGUCAGUCCCCCAGUACUUCAACGAGUACACAUCUGUGGCCGGCUAUGGCCCGGUGCACACUGGCGCCCGAUGGUUCAACGACAUGAUCAACGUGCCCUUCUCGUCGAAGCCUUUCGUGGCGGUGCUGGUGGCCUUCUUCCUGGACAACACGAUCCAGCGGCGCGACACGGCGGUGCGGAGGGACAGGGGAUACCACUGGUGGGACAAGUUCCGGAGCUUCAAGACCGACAGCCGCAGCGAGGAGUUCUACUCCCUGCCCUUCAACCUCAACAAGUUCUUCCCGUCCGUGUGAUCGCGCACCCGUCCAGGGCGUUUCUUGGCGAUGGCUCGGGGCUAGAGAAAAAAUGAUCAGGCCAGUGUAGGUGAUGCUUGGUUGACUAGUCUGUACAUUCAGAGGGUGAACUGCUGGACUGUUCCAUGGGAGCUUUUGGGUUUUGGCAUGUCUCAACGUUUGGUCGCAGCAGUUUGGUUCAAAUGUUCAAUGUGAUAGAUGAUGCUGAUAGUUGAGACGCUAGGUUGUUAAGUUCUUUUGCGUUGCCUAGAAGAAUGACAGUUAUUAUGGUGCUCUGUAGUGAUCAGUAUAUAACUGUAAUACCUUUGGUCACGAGAACACGACGUUUUGGAACUAUUAAAACUUCUGCUACCAAAUAGUCUUAAAGUAUGGUCUUGAACUUAAGGAAUUUUGUUUGGAAA
Molecule: messenger RNA, 2709 nt
Organism: Setaria italica (foxtail millet)
Lineage: Eukaryota; Viridiplantae; Streptophyta; Magnoliopsida; Poales; Poaceae
Product: nucleobase-ascorbate transporter 6
Exons: 14
Coding region: 707-2308 (533 amino acids)
Biological process (GO): transmembrane transport
Cellular component (GO): membrane
Molecular function (GO): transmembrane transporter activity
Source: RefSeq, a predicted model, not a curated record